Molecule: messenger RNA, 267 nt
Organism: Clunio marinus
Lineage: Eukaryota; Metazoa; Arthropoda; Insecta; Diptera; Chironomidae
Source: the annotation of a GenBank genome assembly
AUGCGAUCAAGAACUUUCUUCUGUCGAGAAUAUUUUGAUCAUGAAAUUUCUGCCUGUUUGAUGGAAUCAGCAAAUUCAUUGAAUCAAAUGAGUAAGCAAUUAAAAGUUAUGCUUGCUUAUUACAACAUUACACAACAUGAGCAAGUGAAAGAACACUAUGUUCAAUCGGUUUAUCAUUAUUCAAUUCAUCUGACAAUUUCUGUCAAUAUCUCAAUUACUUCUGACAAUUUAUUAACCAUAAAUGAUAUGAUCGGAAAACAAAGAUAA